Messenger RNA from Geodia barretti, 360 nucleotides. Lineage: Eukaryota; Metazoa; Porifera; Demospongiae; Tetractinellida; Geodiidae. The record is from the annotation of a GenBank genome assembly.
AUGGCCGAACUCUAUAGCGAAAGAUGCACCGCCUGCCGCCGCGAUUCGCCCCACGUCACCGGCGAUGAAAUCUCCGAACUGCAUCCCACGGUAGACGAAUGGGAUCUGAUCGACGAAUCCGGCAUCCCCAAACUCGACCGGCAAUUCAAGUUCAACAAUUUCGUCAAUGCGCUGGCGUUCACCAAUGCCCUUGGCGAGUUGGCUGAAACCGAGGGACACCAUCCGCGAUUGACCACCGAAUGGGGACGCGUGACCGUUACGUGGUGGACGCACAAAAUCCGCAAUCUGCAUCGUAACGAUUUCAUUAUGGCAGCCAAAACCGACCAACUUUAUGGCCAAUCCGCCGCGCACGCAGACUAG